This is a messenger RNA of Strongylocentrotus purpuratus (purple sea urchin), 4074 nucleotides long. RefSeq lists its product as uncharacterized. The record is from RefSeq and is a predicted model, not a curated record. Bases 1 to 4074 code for a protein of 1357 amino acids. Gene Ontology annotation, molecular function: nucleic acid binding; zinc ion binding. NCBI's taxonomy places the organism in Eukaryota, Metazoa, Echinodermata, Echinoidea, Camarodonta, Strongylocentrotidae. Gene Ontology annotation, biological process: DNA integration. The transcript is spliced from 2 exons.
AUGGCGCGUCUCCCUGAAAUGAAUUGGCAGAUGCCCGACUUGGCAAGUGGAUUCUCUCUCUUUAAGCAGCGCAUGGAACUAUGCUUGAAAGAUUUAGAUAUUACGGAUGAAGUGAAGAUAGCAACAAAGAUAAAGAUUGCUUUAGGUGUAGAAGGUUUGCGACGCCUCAAUGCUUCAGGUCUUAGUACUGCAGACCAGGAUAAACCAGAAAAAGUAUGGGAUUUUUUCGAGAAGCAGUUGAAAGUCAGUAUUAACUUUCGUAUCCACCGUCUUGAACUUAUGAGGUAUAGGCAGAAACCCGAAGAAUCCAUUGACGAUUUUGUGACCCGCUGUAGGGACAAAAGCCGCCAAUGCACUUUCACAGAUGCAGAACUCAACGAACGAAUAAUUGAACUGGUAAUUGCAUCUACGCAUUUCGAUGGUCUGCAGCGAGAUUUGUUGCAGAAACCAGCAGGCCACCCCCUUACGGAUGUGGUCACACUAGGAAGGCAAUAUGAGGCCAUUGCUGCUGGCAAGCAGUGUCUGGCAGACCUGACCCCAGUGUCAAACAUUGACGCGUUCAGUAGGAAACCACAGAGACCUAGCAAAGAUGGCAGAUCCAGAAUGAGUGAGCGCAAACAAUGCGGUAAUUGUGGACUGCAUCAUCCCAGGAAAUGCCCAGCAUAUCAUGAUAACUGCAAGUACUGUGGGAAGAAGGGGCAUUGGGCCAAAUUCUGCAGGUCCAAGUCAGAUAGAAGACGUGGACCGAGCCAUGAGAAGGUUGACACUUCGCCUUUAGAAGUGAAUGAACAGAUACCCUCUACCCAUGAGGAGGAUUGUGUCCCUCACCAUUUCAGCACGAUAGUGAUUUCAAGCAUGGACACCAAGGACGAAGAAGAGGACAAGGAAGCUUUCGCAGUAUUAGAUAUCGCUUGUCCGUACAAGGCCGGGCAACAUCACCUGAAGGUGAAGAUAGAUACUGGAGCAGGGGGCAACACACUCCCUCUUCGUAUUGUAAACAAAAUGUACCCCGAUGGGCAGUGGCGCUCUAUUGUAAGGCCACGGCGCGUCCGGCUCAUGGCCUAUGGUGAAACGGUUAUCCCAUGUAUCGGUUCUCUUGAUCUCAUGUGUCAAUAUGACGAUUCAGGUUGGAGUAAACGGGAGUUUUUCGUGGUCAAUGUACCAGGACCUUUAAUAUUAGGCCUUUCAAGCUGCAAGGCCCUUAAGCUGGUCACUCUCCACACGGUGGAACAAUGUGUUGAAGCACCUGUAAAUGUUCCAGGUCAAGCACCAUGCAUACGGACAGUAGACGACCUUAUUUCACGAUGGCCGAGCCAAUUCGACCGCAUAGGUAACUUCAAGGACCCAGCUACCCUUCUGUUGAAGGAAGAUGCCAAUCCGCACAUAGAUGCCCCACGGAAGUGCAGCAUUCAUAUCAAGGAUAAGUUAAAAACCGAGCUUGACAAGAUGGAAAAACAGUGUGUAAUUCGUAAGGUAACGCAUCACACUGAUUGGUGCAGCUCAAUCACUACAUCAGUAAAGAAGGAUGGAUCAAUCCGGGUGUGCCUAGAUCCCAAGCGCCUGAAUGAAAGUCUCAAGCGGUGCCCUCACAAAAUCCAAACACUCAAAGAGAUCAACCCAUCAUUUGCGAAUGGGAAGUUCUUCACUAAGUUAGAUGCGAAAUCUGGCUAUUGGUCAGUGCAUCUGAGUGAAGAUUCACAAGAGCUGACUACAUUCCGUACUCCGUUCGGGAGGUAUUGUUUUCUUCGUCUUCCGUUUGGGCUUUCAACAAGCCAAGAUCUAUUCCAACAGCGAAUGGAUGACAUAAUAGGGCAGACCCAAGGAUGUGUUUGCAUAGCAGACGAUAUAGUCGUCAUGGGCAGGACGGAAGAAGAGCACGACCUAAACCUCACAAAGCUGCUUGAGGUGGCCUCAAAGGAGGGACUCGUAUUCAACAGCAGCAAAUGUGUAGUGAAAGCGAGCUCGAUCAACUUCUUCGGGACGAUUUACUCAGAUCAAGGAAUCAGUCCCGAUCCCUGCAAGGUGGAAGAUAUCCACACAAUGUCUACCCCACAGGAUAAAGAGGACCUUCAGAGGUUUCUAGGCAUGAUGAACUUCCUGUCACCCUACAUCCCGAACUAUGCAGACCAAGUCGCUAUUUUGCGUUAUCUCAUGAAGAAAGAUGUCCCAUUCAUGUGGCAAGAGGAUCACCAGGAGGCAUACUGCCAGCUGAAGAAGGCUAUCCAGCAAGACAGCUUGCUGAAGUACUACGAUCCAGGGCUACCUGUCACCCUUGAAGUAGACGCUUCAUCCAAAGGAUUGGGAGCAUGUCUCUCACAGCGUGGAAGGCCUGUGGCAUACGCCUCGAAAAGUCUCUCUCCCUGCCAAGCCCAGUACUCAAAUAUUGAGAGGGAAACACUGGCACUUGUCUUCGGGAUUACCCGAUUUCACACUUACCUCUUUGGGAGAGACUUCAAGAUACUGACUGACCACAAACCACUUGUGACGAUAUGCAGCAAGCCACUCACAAGUGCCCCGCCCAGGCUACAAAGGCUCUUAGUGAAGAUUCAAGGAUACAACUUCACAAUUGAACACAGACCAGGAACAGAGAUGAUUAUUCCUGACACGCUCAGUAGACUGCCAAAUCCGACGAAGGCAGAAGACAUUCCGCUGGAUGUCCACGUAGAAAGCAUACUACUGGACGAGGUUGAGGACCCAUUGGGUAUCGAUCUGCUCCAUUUCGGGAGCCUCAAGCAAGAAGCACUACAGAAGGAGACUACCAGGGAUCCUAUUCUACAGCAAGUGAAAGAAUUCACUCAUGCUGGUUGGCCUGCAACUAUUCAGGAACUUCCAAGCGAUUUGCGCCCAUUCUGGCCAUUUCGUGAUGAACUAGGCAUGUCUGGAGGUGUCCUCUUCAAAGGCAGGCAGGUGAUCAUUCCCCAAUCUAUGAGACAAGAUAUCCUUCAGCAACUGCACAAAGGCCAUCCGGGCAUCGAGAAGAUGAGACUCCUAGCGCGCCAGUCGGUUUACUGGCCAAACAUAAAUCGCCAGAUUGACGAAAGUGUCAGAUUGUGCAACCAAUGCCAGGAAAGGAUGCCUGAGCAGAGAAGGGAACCACUCCUUCCUCAUGAAAUCCCUAUCACACCUUGGACCAAAGUAGGCAUGGACCUGUUUGAGUUGAAUAUGGUUCAGUAUCUUCUUAUAGUCGAUUAUCAUUCGAAAUUCCCAGUCGUACAGCGGUUGACUUCCACAACGAGUGCAAGUGUGGCGAAUGCUGUAACUGGCAUAUUUGGCCUUCUGGGAUCUCCUACAGAGAUUAUGUCAGACAAUGGCCCACAAUUCAUCGGUGCAGCUUUUCAGCAAAUGUGCAAGGAAUGGGGAAUUACGCAUCAGACCUCCUCACCAAGGUACCCCCAGUCAAACGGACAAAUAGAGCGUACGGUCCGAACAGUGAAAGAGAUCAUACGGAAAACACAGACAACUGGAGAAAGUACAGCAGCAGCUCUACUAAACCUACGAUGUACUCCAGUGGAUGCCCAUCUUCCAUCCCCAGUCGAAAUGAUGUUCGGCCGCCAAGUCCGAACACUACUUCCUGCUAACCUUGAUUCGAAUACAACAUAUCAAGGACAAAAGAACCAGGAACGUUUGGAGCAGCGCAGGGGACGCAUGAAGACAGACUACGAUGCGGUUGGAAGCAAGCAAGAGCUCCAGCCACUCAGAGUAGGACAGAAAGUCCGCUUCCUGGACAAAGAAUCCCACACUUGGAUUCCAGCUGAGGUGACAAACUUAUGUAAUGAUCUACAGGCCAGGUCGUACAUAGUCACAACCCCAAAUGGCACGCGACUCAGAAGGAAUAGGAGGAAGGAGCCAACUGUUCUUGUUGGUGCUUUGAGGAACACCAAGGAAGCCAGGACAGUGUUACGUAGUCCUCGAGAGAAGCGCCUAUUCAUGCUCUGCAUUGACAGCAGCAAUUGCUACAAGAUAUUUCUAGUACUACAGCUGGAUUACCCUGCCCAGGCAGCUGUCAUACGGGACUUCUUUGAUCGUCUCAUUUAUGGAAUUCGUACCAAUGAUUUUAUUAACCAUGGACCCUAA